Molecule: messenger RNA, 2912 nt
Organism: Phragmites australis (common reed)
Lineage: Eukaryota; Viridiplantae; Streptophyta; Magnoliopsida; Poales; Poaceae
Exons: 3
Coding region: 395-2830 (811 amino acids)
Molecular function (GO): protein dimerization activity
Source: RefSeq, a predicted model, not a curated record
GGCGGGCGGCCGUGAGCGCGCCGCGGUGGGCGAGCCUGCGGAGGGCGGGCGCGGCGCAGGCGGCCGGGAGCGCGGCGGGCGGGCGAGCCUGCGGCGGGCGGGCGGCCGUGAGCGCGCCGCGGUGGGUGAGCCUGCGGCGGGCGGGCGCGGCGCCGGCGGCCGGGAGCGCGGCGGGCACCGGCAGGCUGCCGUGAGCGCGGCGCGGCGAGCGAUCGCGCGACGGGCUGUGGCGCUGUGCUGUGUAGGGGCCUGGGUGGAUCCAGUGAGGUGAAAUGAUAAAUUAAGAUUUUUAUAUUGAGCUAUUUAGAUUAAUUGAUCCAUAUAGAUGAAUUCUAUUUUGUAUUUUUCUCCUAUAAUAUUAGUAUUUCUUUCGCAGAAUAUUAAGAUAUAAAUAAUGAAGAGAUUUUUCAAACCAACAUCUUUGAAUACCCAAAGUACGAGGGAGAGUAGAGUUAGUGAAGACUGUGAUGCAGAAAAUGAUAUAGUAGUUGUUACUCCUGCUCCUGCAACUUCUCGGAUAGAAUACAAAGGUAUUAAAGAAUUUAGGCAAGAGUUUAUUAUUGCCGAUCCGGGACUUCGUAUUCCAAUAGAUGAAUUUGAUCAUGAUAUUAGAGAUGAAGUUAGAAGAGCUUAUGUGUUGAAGGGUCCGACUCAACCAAUUGGACAUACUUUCCCCAAAAAACAGUUUGGUAAAGAUUUAAGGACUUUUUGUGCAGCAUGGUUUACUAAAUAUGAUUGGCUAGAAUAUAGUGUGGAGAAGGAUGCAGCUUAUUGUUUCUAUUGCUAUCUUUUUAGAUAUGAUCCCUCAGAGUCUCAUUUUGGGUAUGAUGUAUUUUCAAAAGUAGGAUUUAGAAAUUGGAAGAAUGCAUAUAAAUCAUUACCUGAACAUGUUGGUGGGCCUAAUAGUGCCCACAAUAAAGCUAGAACAGCAUGCGAAGAUUUCAAAAAUCAAAAGGCUAGUGUGUCAUAUAAGGUGAUGACUCAUAGUAAGGAAUCAGAAGCCAAAUAUGAAAUCCGUUUGACUGCAUCUUUAGAUUGUGCAAGCUAUCUCCUAAUGCAAGGUCAUGCAUUCCGUGGACACGAUGAAUCUUCUUCUUCAUCGAACAAGGGCAAUUUUCUAGAGAUGAUUGAUUGGUACAAAAAAAGAAAUGAGGAAGUGAGGAUUGCAUUUGAGGAGUUAUGUCCUAAAAAUGUUCGUAUGCUUGCACCAUCAGUUCAAAAGGACCUUGCUAAGAGUUGUGCACAGGAGAUAACCAAAGAGAUAAAGAAAGAGAUUGGUGAUGGUUAUUUCUCUAUUCUUAUCGAUGAAUCUCGUGAUAUAUCAAUCAAGGAGCAGAUGGCCAUGAUUGUGAGGUUCGUGAAUAAGGAAGGAAAGGUUAUGGAAAGAUUUUUGGGUCUUAAGCAUGUCACAGAAACAACAUCAGAUGCAUUGAAAGGAGCUUUAUUUGAGUUGCUUUCUACACACGGUUUGGACAUUGCAAGAGUUCGAGGGCAGGGGUAUGAUGGAGCUUCGAAUAUGAGAGGUGAAUUCAAUGGUCUUCAGAAACUUAUUAGAGAUGAGAACCCGUAUGCUUUCUAUGUCCAUUGUUUUGCACAUCAAUUGCAAUUGGUAGUCGUUUCUGUCGUAGGUAGUUGCACAUCUAUUCAUGAGUUCUUUGAAUAUGUUAAUAUGAUUGUGACCACAACUAGUGCAUCUUGCAAAAGAAAGGAUUUAUUAUCUAGUAAGCACCGUGAGAACUUAUUGGCCAAGUUAGAUAGCGGUGAUAUUUUUUCUGGAAGAGGGAAACAUCAAGAAACUAACUUGGCCAGACCCGGGGAUACUAGAUGGGGUUCUCAUUACAAAACUUUAAUUCGUAUUGAAUCCAUGUGGGUUGCUGUGAUAGAGGUGCUAGGGCUUGUACAGGAAGAUGCCCGAAAUCCAACAUCAGCGGGUGGUUUGAUGAGAAUAAUGGAGAGCUUCAACUUUGUGUUCAUUAUGAAGAUGAUGUUGAAAAUUUUUCAUAUUACAAGUGAGUUAUCUCUACUCUUGCAAAGAAAGGAUCAAAAUAUUGUUGAGGCCAUGUCAUUACUGAUUGAUGUGAAAGCACGUUUGCUUAACUUGAGGAAUCAUGGUUGGGAGCCAUUGUUUGCGGAAGUCAAAACAUUUUGUAAACAAAAUGAGAUACCAAUUCCAAAUAUGGAUGAAAUAGUACCAAGAUGGGGCCAAUCAAGACGAAGUAAGAUCAGUGUCACUCAAGACCAUCAUUAUCGUGUUGACACAUUUUAUGUAGCUCUUGAUGCUAUAAACACAGAGAUGACUCAUCGUUUCAGUGAGCUAUCUUCAGAGUUGCUUAUAUGUUUUUCUUGUCUUGAUCCAAGAGAUAGUUUCUCAAAAUUUGAUGUGCACAAGAUUGCUAGACUUACGGAGAUAUAUGACAUAGAUUUCUCCAUCAGCGAUCGUGCAGUUAUAAAAGAUCAACUUGAAACAUUCAUUCUUCAUGUUCGAAGAGUUGAAGAUUUUAUUGGUUGUCAUGAUCUUGCAAGUCUAGCAACAAAAAUGGUACAAACCCAAAGACAUAUUGUGUUUCCAUUGGUGUACCACCUUAUUGAGUUAGCAUUGGUACUACCAGUUGCAACAGCAUCUGUUGAAAGAGUCUUCUCGGCCAUGAACAUCAUCAAGACUGAUUUGCGCAACAGGAUAUGCGAUGAUUGGCUCAAUGACUUGAUGUUGUGUUAUAUUGAGCGGGAUUUAUUCAGAAGACUAGAUUCUAAUGCCAUUAAGAACCGGUUUCAAGACAUGAAAACAAGGAAGAUGAAUUUGCCUAAGCCUUCUAGUUCUAGACAUAAUUAAUGAUUGUGUUUCCGUUCAUAUGGUUUUAUCAAUUUAUGUUGGGGAUCUUUUCGCCUCGCCUACCAAUUGUCUUAAUUAAGGU